Psylliodes chrysocephalus is the source of this 812-nucleotide messenger RNA. The record is from the annotation of a GenBank genome assembly. Lineage: Eukaryota; Metazoa; Arthropoda; Insecta; Coleoptera; Chrysomelidae.
CAUCGUCUAGUUCUCCAAGAUCCAGCAAUACUGAAAUGCUCACACGUCCUAAUUACAACUGCACAAACAAUCAAAAAGAAGUUCAAAAUGUGAUAAAAAAAGUUACAGAAAGUACAGAACCAAAGAAGACUAGGAAAAGGUUACGUAAGGAAUUUUACGAAAUUUGGGCAGAGUGUACGUCCUGUGCAAAAUCUAAAAGAAUAGUACCAGCAAAAAUUAUGAAACCACCUUGUUCCAAUAAAUGCAAAUACAAAUGUAUCAACAGGAUAACCCAGGAACAACGAUCAAUAUUGUUUGACGAGUAUUACAAUUUAAUAGAUAUUAAUAGAAAACGAGAAUUUAUAUCUAGAAACUGGAGUCGAUUCAGCCAAACUACAGAUACCCACAGCCUAACAGCAGAAGAUUAAACAAUGCUUUUUAUUUUCAAAUUAAUCAAGACAAAAUUCGAGUGUGUAAAUUGUUUUUUAUGAGAACCUUGGAUAUAAAUGCUAGAACUAUCUAUACAGUAAUACAAAAAAGAACAUCUUCUGGAUCUGUUAGCGAUGAUAAAAGAGGUAAACAUGGGAAGCAUAAAAGAGUAGAUGAUGAUAUUAAAAAUGGUAUCAAAGAAUUUAUAGCCUCAAUACCGAGAAUAGAAAGCCACUACUUGGGGGUUCAGAGCAACAAAGAAUAUAUUGAAGGUGGAAAAACAAUAGCAGAUUUGCAAAGGGAAUACCAAAUGCAGUGCGAAAUUGCCAAUAAACCUUAUGGUAACUAUCAUCUUUUCUCGGAUAUAUUUAACAGGGAGUUUAAUAUAUCCUUUUAUGUACCAA